Messenger RNA from Papaver somniferum (opium poppy), 399 nucleotides. RefSeq names its product pentatricopeptide repeat-containing protein At3g22470, mitochondrial-like. NCBI's taxonomy places the organism in Eukaryota, Viridiplantae, Streptophyta, Magnoliopsida, Ranunculales, Papaveraceae. The transcript has 2 exons. Bases 1 to 399 code for a protein of 132 amino acids. Gene Ontology annotation, molecular function: protein binding. The record is from RefSeq and is a predicted model, not a curated record.
AUGUUGAAAUGGAACUGCACACCCGAUGUUGUGUCAUAUAAUGCCAUUAUAGAUAUUAUUUGUAAAGGAGGUUUACUUGAUCAGGCUUUGUAUCUGUUCUCUGGAAUGCUUCGAGAUUUGAAUGUUGUACCCGAUGUAGUUGCUUACAAUAUUUUGAUUAAGGAGUUUGGAAAUUUAGGACGGAUAAAGGAGGCAAAUAAACUCUUUGAUGAGAUGAAAGACAGUUACCAUCUAACAUAUGGUACCAUAUUUGAUGGCCUCUGCAAGAAUGGAGAAAUUAAGGAAGCUAUUGAAUUGUUUGAAUCCAUGGAGGGUACAAGUAUCUCAGCUAAUAUUGGCAUAUACUCCAUGAAGUACAAUCUUCUUAUUCAGGUUGGCAAGUUGGAAGAUUCCAGAUAA